Molecule: messenger RNA, 3093 nt
Organism: Alternaria triticimaculans
Lineage: Eukaryota; Fungi; Ascomycota; Dothideomycetes; Pleosporales; Pleosporaceae
Exons: 7
Coding region: 1-3093 (1030 amino acids)
Biological process (GO): lysyl-tRNA aminoacylation
Cellular component (GO): cytoplasm; cytosol
Molecular function (GO): tRNA binding; ATP binding; lysine-tRNA ligase activity
Source: RefSeq, a predicted model, not a curated record
AUGGCCGACGAACAAGCUGCACAACAGCCACCGGCUGCCGAGACCAAGGACUUGCACACCGACCCAGUCACCGGCGAGAAAAUCUCCAAGAGUGAACUGAAGCGUCGCCAGAAGCAGCGCGAGAAGGACGAGAAGAAGAAGGAGAAGGAGGCGUCGCUACCUGCGCGGCCCAAGAAGGAGAAGAAGGACGAUGUCGAGGAAUUGAACCCAAACCAAUAUUUCGAGAUCCGGUCUAAUAAGAUCAACGCUCUCCGCGCCUCCAAGCAACCCAACCCGUACCCGCACAAGUUCCACACCAACUACAAGCUCGCCGACUAUGUUCGCGACUACUCGCACCUCAAGAAGGGAGAGACUGAGCCCGACAAGGAGAUUCGCAUCGGUCUCCGCGUCAUGACACAGCGCUCUGCCUCCAACGCGCUGCACUUCUACGUUUGCAAGGCUGAGGGUGUCAACAUCCAGGUCAUGUGUCAAUUGCAGGAAGCCAAGGCAGACGUACCCUUCGAGAAGCAGCAUGAGAACAUCCAGCGAGGAGACAUCAUCGGCGUCAUCGGAUACCCAGGUCGCACCAGCCCCAAGAAGGGUGGUGAGGGUGAGCUAAGUAUCUUCGCGCGCGAGGUGAUCCUUCUCACACCCUGCUUGAGGAUGUUGCCGACGGAGCACUUUGGUUACAAGGACCAGGAGCAACGUCACCGUAACCGAUUCCUCGAUCUCAUCAUGAACGACUCAACACGCAACACCUUCAUCACUCGGAGCAGGAUUAUCAAGGCUGUUCGCAAGUACCUCGACGAACGGGACUUUCUGGAAGUUCAGACGCCUAUGAUGAACAAGAUUGCUGGUGGUGCGACUGCGCGACCAUUCAAGACAUACCACAACGAACUCGACAUGGAGCUUUACAUGCGUAUCGCACCCGAGCUAUACCUCAAGGAGCUUGUAGUUGGAGGUCUGGAGAGGGUAUACGAGAUCGGCCGUCAAUUCCGUAACGAGGGUAUCGAUCUUACCCACAACCCCGAGUUCACCACCUGCGAAUUCUACAUGGCAUACGCCGACUACAACGACGUCCUGAACAUGACCGAGGAGCUCGUCAGCGAGCUGGUCAAGGAGGUCACAGGCGGAUACGAGACCGUCUACCACACUCAGAGCGGCGAGGUCUACAACGUCAACUGGGCAAGGCCAUGGAGGCGAGUCGAGAUGAUUCCGGCAUUGGAGGAGGCUACCGGCGAGAAGUUCCCACCAGCGGAUCAACUACACACUGCCGAGACCAACGAGUUCCUCAAGAAUGUACUCAAGAAGGUCAAGGUCGACUGCUCAGAACCUCGCACCAACUCAAGAAUGAUUGACAAGUUGGUUGGUGAGUUCAUCGAGGAGACUGCUAUCAACCCUACAUUCAUUAUCGGUCACCCCGAGGUCAUGUCGCCACUUGCUAAAUACCACCGCGAUAUUCCUGGUCUCUGCGAACGUUUCGAGGCCUUUGUAUGCAAGAAGGAGAUCUGCAACGCUUAUACUGAGCUUAACGACCCCUUCGAUCAGCGUCUGCGAUUCGAAGAGCAAGCGAACCAGAAGGCGGCUGGUGACGACGAAGCACAGCUCAUUGACGAGACCUUCUGUCAGUCGCUCGAGUACGGUCUGCCACCCACCGGUGGUUGGGGUAUGGGCAUCGACCGUCUAGUCAUGUUCUUGACCGACCACUACUCCAUCAAGGAGGUGCUCACCUUCCCCUUCAUGAAGGACAUUAUCGAGGUCAAGACGCCCGCAGCGGAGGUCGUCGAUGUAACGCCCAAGCCCACUGAGGGCAUUCAUAUACACUACAUCGAGAGGAAGACUAUAUCAAAUAUGGCGGCACCAGGGGGCAAGUUCUUCAUCCAGGAGAAGCUGAAGACGCCGGCGAAGCACCACGAGUCUUAUGAGCAGCUGUGGGAGACGAAGUGGAAGAAGCCUGCAGAAAUGGGCGUCUACCCCUUCAUGUUCGGCACAGCCUCCGACUUCGAGCCGAUAGUAAAAGAGAUGGUAUCCAAAGACAUGAAAGAGCCCUACAACUGGGACGAAUACGCCAAAAUCUACUUCCCACAGGCCGAAAAGCUCAAGUCCAUAGCCGCAGAAGCCGAGAAGAAUGGCGAAAAAGAGAAAGCAUCAGAGUACUACCUACGCUCCAGCGCCGUGUACCGCAUCAGCCGCUUCCCAGCACCACGCAGCGAAGUCCAACGUGAAGCCUGGAGACUAGGCAAGGAAGUAUGCAUCAAAGGCCUGGGAAUGCGGGAACACCCUGUCCACGAAGUCAUGAUCCCACACAAACACCGCAACCAAGACGAAGGCGAACACAUACCCGUGUACCACCUCGUCCCUGAAAGCGCAUCGCAAGAGAACCCCGUACCCACCCUCAUCAUCUUCACCGGACUAGACGGGUACCGCACCGAACUAGCCGUAUGGAUGGAAGGCUGGCGCCGUGUCGGCGUCGCAACCAUCGUCCUCGAGAUACCAGGCACAGGCGACUGUCCAGCCACGGCGUCCGACCCAACGUCUCCAGACCGUCUGUACAGCUCGCUCUUCGACUGGGUAGCCACGCAACCGCGUCUCGACGCAAAGAAAAUCGCUAUCUGGGCCUUCAGCACAGGCGGCUACUACGCCAUGCGCGUGGCGCACAAGCACGCUUCUAAACUCGCGGGCGUUGUCGCCCUCGGCGGCGGCUGCCACCACAUGUUCUCCCCCGAAUGGCUGGACAAUGUAAAUCACCUCGAGUAUCCCUUCGAUCUUGCCAACACACUGGCCUACAAAUGGGGCUACGGCAACGACGUCGAGACCUUCAAAAAGGAGGCCAUGAGCAAGUUCUCGUUGCUGAACGAUGGCACGCUGGAUAAGCAGGAGUGUGCGAGGUUACUGCUGGUGAAUGGGACUGACGAUGAGAUUUUCCCGAUCGAUGACUAUUAUCUUGCGUUGAUGCAUGGGGCGCCGAAGGAAGCGCGGUUUGUGCAGGGGUUCAAGCAUAUGGGGGAGCCGGAGAGCUUUUUUGUUAUUAUCAAGUGGUUGUAUAAGUUAUUUGGUUUGCAGGCGGAGGUGGGGACGAUCAUGGCUACUUUGAUGUUCAAGCCGAAGUACUGA